AUGACUUCCAUAGACCUUCGUGAUGCCUACUAUAGCGUUCCUAUCCCACCAGAACAUAGAAAAUAUCUUAAAUUUAUGUGGCGAGGUGUAUUAUAUCAAUUCACAUCUUUGCCGAUGGGACUUACAAGUAGCCCACGUCUUUUUACUAAAAUUAUGAAACCUGUGUUUGCUACUUUACACAGCCGAUAUGGCCACUGUUGUUUGGGCUAUAUUGACGAUUCAAUCUACAUUGACGAUACGGUAAAGUUAUCUGAAGAGGCCACAUUAAAUGCAACCCAAUUGAUCACUCGGUUGGGUUUUGUUGUCCAUCCGACUAAGUCGAUUUUUGAAUCCACACAAAUUUUGGAAUUUUUAGGAUUUUUGCUCAAUUCUCAUAUCAUGACAGUUACACUAACCAGCAAGAAAGUAACAAAAAUAGCAGCUGCAUGUGAACAUUUACUAAAACAGUCAAUUAUUAUUCGAGAACUUGCAUCAUUAAUUGGAACUUUAGUUUCCACGUUUCCAGGUGUUGAGUUGGGGCCCCUACAUUAUCGCACAUUAGAGCAUGAUAAAGAUCUUGCAUUGAAAAGAUCUAAUGGUAAUUUCGAUUCUGAAAUGAGUUUGUCCUCACCUAGUAUUGAUGAUUUGAAAUGGUGGGUCUCUUUCCUUCCAACCGCAUAUAGGACAAUCGAUCAUGGUACCCCACAUAUCACUAUGACAACAGAUGCUUCCCAGGUGGGUUGGGGAGCCACAGUUGAUGGACACAACACACAAGGACUAUGGGACGCCCAUGAAACAACAUUUCAUAUCAAUAUUUUGGAACUAUUGGCUAUACAGUUUGGGUUAAAAGCUCUUGUUGAUAAGGUUCAUGAUCAGCACAUCCGGAAUAUGUCCGAUAAUACGACGGCAAUAUCCUAUAUAACUUCGAUGGGGGGAUGUCAGUCUAAAGAUUGUGAUAAUAUUGCUAGAUGGUCAUGGGCUAUUGCUCGGAACAAUUGGAUGUCGGCCUCGUACACCCCAGGGAAACAUAAUAUUACUGCAGAUAAACUGUCUCGGGAGUUUAACAUGACAUUGGAAUGA
Messenger RNA from Paramuricea clavata, 1059 nucleotides. Lineage: Eukaryota; Metazoa; Cnidaria; Anthozoa; Malacalcyonacea; Plexauridae. The record is from the annotation of a GenBank genome assembly.